Boeremia exigua is the source of this 1183-nucleotide messenger RNA. Its product is annotated as protein-tyrosine phosphatase-like protein. The record is from RefSeq and is a predicted model, not a curated record. Bases 1 to 942 code for a protein of 313 amino acids. Gene Ontology annotation, molecular function: phosphoprotein phosphatase activity. NCBI's taxonomy places the organism in Eukaryota, Fungi, Ascomycota, Dothideomycetes, Pleosporales, Didymellaceae. Gene Ontology annotation, biological process: dephosphorylation. The transcript has 2 exons.
AUGGCGGCUCACGACAACUCGCCUCUGCCCUCCCCUCCUUUCUUCCUGAUACCCAACAUCAACAACCUGCGCGAUGCCGCCAUCUCCCUUUCAACUCCCCACGGCUCUAUACGCCAGGGGAUUCUCUUCCGCUCCGCCGAAGUCAGCAAACUCGACCGCUCGGGCUGGGACGCCGUGCAUGCUGUCGGCGUAGCACACGUCUUUGACCUGCGCUCCAAGCCCGAAGUCGAAAAGGGCUGGGCCGGCAUCGUCGCCAAAGUCGACGGCACCGAGGACGUACGACCCAGCUGGCUCGUCGAUAUGGAAAGCGCGGGUGUCCAGCGCACGUGGGUCCCGGUAUUCACGGAGACGGACUACAGCCCCGAGAAGCUCGCAGAGCGCUAUCAGAAGUACAUGCAAGACAGCGUCGAGGGCUUUGUGGCAGCCUACCGCGGGAUCCUGGCCAGCGGCGGCCCAGCGUACAAGCAGAUCUUCACGUACCUCGCCAACCUACCGCCGGCAUCCGCACAGCAAAACGCCGAAGCACCCGGCGCACACAAGCUGGGCGCCCUGGUCCACUGCACCGCGGGCAAAGACCGCACGGGCGUGUUCUUCGGGCUGCUGUUCGACUUCCUGGGUGUGCCGCGCGCGCACAUCGCCGCUGAGUACCAGCUCACCGAGCCCGGGCUAGCUCCUGUCCGCGACGCCGUGGUCGAGCGCUUGCUGCAGUCGCCCGGGUUCCAGAAGUAUAUGCAGAGCACGCAGGACUUUUCGCCCGAGGUUAGGGAGAAGGGACGGCAGGCGGCGCUGAGGAUGGUGGGGGCGCGGAAGGAGAGUAUUUUGGCUACUCUGGAGAUGGUGGAUAGGGAGUUUGGGGGCUCGGAGAGGUAUAUGAGGGAGGUUUGUGGGUUGGGGGAUGCGGAGUUGGAGGGAUUGAGGAGGGUGUUGGUUGUAGAGCAGUGACUCCCUGGGGCGAGGGCGGCGCUGUAGCGGAGCGUGUGGGGUCUCGUGCUAUGAGACUCAGGACAUUGACAGUUGCUCACGCUCGGCACAGUGUGGUUGUUUUGCUCAGAUAGCAGCCGCUAUCUGUUGACCUAGAACGCGCAAGACGUGUAUCUGCGUGUACAUAGAUUAGAUUCGAUACUUUUUCCUUGUGCGACGCCUCAGUCAUCUCUCUACUCCUUCCCCUUUUUUAAACCUCUCC